Molecule: messenger RNA, 1968 nt
Organism: Gamsiella multidivaricata
Lineage: Eukaryota; Fungi; Mortierellomycota; Mortierellomycetes; Mortierellales; Mortierellaceae
Product: meiotically up-regulated gene 113-domain-containing protein
Exons: 3
Coding region: 1-1968 (655 amino acids)
Source: RefSeq, a predicted model, not a curated record
AUGAGUACCAGCCCAGACACGGACCCCGGUCGCUGCAAGGCCAUUGCUAUCUCGACUGGCCAGAGAUGCACACGCCGUGGUAAACUCGACGGAUAUUGCACAGAGAAGCACAAGCAGCAAGCGGACUCGACUAAUGGACUCUGGGGUCUCCACCGUCAGCCCGGUGCUUCGCCCUUCACGGAUUCAGAGGGUGAGACCCAGCCGACGCCUGCAGACAUGACCAAAAAAUCCAAGACAAACAAAGCUCUGAAGGCCCUCGGGAUCAAGAAGUCGGCGGUCGCAGAUAAUCAACCUGCUCCUGCUUCUGCUCCUGCCCCUGUCCCUGUGCCCACCCCGCUCUCUGCAAGCACGCCUUCCCCCACAGGCUCCUCAUCCAAGGUAUCCAAGGCAUCAUCGUCCAAGACAUCAAAGACGACAACGUCCGCGAAGAAGGUGCCUGCGACCAGAAAGAAGGCGGCGACAAAGACGACAAAGGCCAAGAAACAAGUCGAGUCGUCCGAGGAAUUUGAACCGGAUUCAGACGAUGAUUACCAACCAUCCGAUAGCGGUGGUUACAGUGACAGCGACUCGGACGACGACGACGACGAUGAUGAUGACGAGGACGACACGGAUGAGGAUUUGGAUGAGCUGUCUGGAAAGAUGGCCUCAGUCAGGAUCAAGCCCGAUGACCCAGCGCUGCCUCCCAGGCCCAGUAACCGUCCACUGGGUGCCAAGCUCAAGCGCACCAAGUCCAAGAUCGUCAACACCACAGCUGUCCUUGCACCGCCCAAGAACAAGACAAAGGCGAGCUCAAAGACCGGUCGCCCCACAGGCGGAUUCUGGGUGGCUGCUCCGGCGCCGGUCAAGAUCCCAGAGUCGACCCUCAAGAUCCUGUCCUCGGUCAGGGACAAGCUGACACAUCAGGACAGCAGCAGCAGCGACCUCGUAUCGCCUGUCCAGUCUAGCAAUGGUGAGAAGAAACAUUCGAGUCUCUUCAAGUACCGUGCUCGUAUGCAGAGCUUCCUCUUCCGCGACGAGGAUGAGUCUGAUCAGGAUUCGAAGAAGACUGGAGUGAGGAGUAUGUUCAAGUCGCUCUUCCACAAGAUCAAGAAGAGCGACUCAGAUAUUCAGGAGAAGCCGCUGCCAGAGCUUCCAUCAAAGUCGUCGAACGAGCAUAGGCCGUCGGUGGACAGUGCGGACUCGGUGACGAAGGACAUCAGUGAGCUGUCUUUGAAGGAUUCACCGGACGAGGCCCCGAACCAGUGUCAUGGAUUCAACUCGAACGGACAUCGGUGCAAGCGCAAGGUCAAGCUGGACAGACCUAUUGAGAAGGGCGAGGUGCUGAUGUGUCAUGACCAUGAGGUCAAUGAGGACGACGAGGUCGUUGUUCACAUCGAGGGCAAGGGAGGAGUCAUGCUCCAAUGGCUGGAUUUAUCCUCCUGGGUCAACCCUAAUCUCCCGGAUUAUGUUCAGAACAAGCUACGAAAGGCUAUGGAGAGGCCUGUCUCAGAUACGGACAAGCCGGGUUACAUCUAUGCUUACCAACUGCUUGAGACUCGUGUCACGGACUCUCACACAUUGUUCAAAGUGGGCCGUACCGACAACGUGUUCCGGCGUAUGAGUGAAUGGUCCGACAAAUGUGGGUCCCCACCUCGACUGAUCGAGGUCUUCCCCGAGCAAGGGUCCCUAGCACCCAAGGAUGAGAACGAUUUGUCAGAGACGGUGAUGAUGGUUGCGGGCGAUAAUGAGGUGACGGGUCUGCGAUGCCGUUACGCGCACCGGGUGGAGAGAUUGAUCCAUAUUGAGUUGAAGCCCUAUCAUGACAAGGACCAUAUCUGCGCAUGCAAAACCAACCAUCGCGAGUGGUUCAAGGUACCCCAUCAGCCUGGGUUGAGUGAAUCGAAGCAGAUGAAGCAGGCGUGGGGACAGGUGCGGAGGGUGAUUGUACACUGGAUGGCUUACAUGGAACAUGUCUAUGGUCCUGGAUAA